Lymnaea stagnalis (great pond snail) is the source of this 438-nucleotide messenger RNA. The record is from the annotation of a GenBank genome assembly. Lineage: Eukaryota; Metazoa; Mollusca; Gastropoda; Lymnaeidae.
GGCGUAUCAUUGAUCCUCAUAUUCAAGGUGGUGCAGCCAGCCCCGACCCCCACGAGGGUGCUCUUAGUCCAUACAUGGUAGCUGUCUCUGACACGGUAGACAUAGAGGUCGAAAAAAGCCAGCUAGAAAUUGUUGGCAAUAAAUCUGCUAGCGAGAUAUAUGACCUCCGUUCAGUUGCCCCAGUCGAAUCGAAGCUGUUGGAUCAAGAACAAUCGUUGCAACUCAGAGAGGAGUUGAAUCCAGACAUUUCACAGAAAGUAGACACACAAAAUUUUCCACGCACAGAUAUCAAACAAGCUCCGCCUCUGGAUAACACGCCUACAACUCCCCCAGAUGGAAACAGUAGCAGACAGAUAGCUACACAAGAUGCAGACAGUAAAGCCCUCACAACUGCUCCUGAUGCAUACAGUAACACACUCACAACUCCAUCAGAUGCAC